Messenger RNA from Hydatigera taeniaeformis, 1635 nucleotides. The record is from the annotation of a GenBank genome assembly. NCBI's taxonomy places the organism in Eukaryota, Metazoa, Platyhelminthes, Cestoda, Cyclophyllidea, Taeniidae.
AUGCCGAAAGUGGCUCCUAAGCGGGCAUACAAAAUCGCUAAAGAAAUAAAGGAGGGGUUUGAGAUCUCAGAUCAACAUUCUAACACGUGGAUUAUCGGUGAAGCGAUUGCACAAGGUGGCUUUGGAUCCCUAUACGUCGCUUCUUCCAAAAGGAAUCCCAAGGCAAAGAGUUAUGUUCUCAAAAUUGAGCCACAGGAAAAUGGACCAUUGUUUACUGAGACCCACUUCUACACCCGUGUAUGCAAGCAGGAGCUGCUGGACGAAUGGAAAGCAGAGCAUGGCCUCACGUUCCUUGGUGUUCCACGUUUCAUUUCUAAGGGUCUCUUCGUGUCACCAAGCCACCAGACUUGUCGCUUUCUCGUGAUGGACCGCUUUCGCGACUCCCUUGAAGAUUGCCUCACACGGCGCGAGUUCACUCCACCUGACAUUCCUCCAAUUGCUAUUCAGGCACUUGAUGCUUUGGAAUACAUCCACUCAAAAGACUACGUUCACGCUGACAUAAAGGCCUCUAAUCUCCUCCGCAAUGAAGUAAACAUGUUCUACUUGGCCGACUUUGGUCUGGUGUCGCAGUAUCGUGUCAAUGGCGGUGAUCACAGACCGGAGAAGGCCUCGCCAAAACUACGCGACAACGGCACCCUCGAGUUUUGCUCGCGUGAUGCCCAUGCUGCCACUGUCUGUGCUAUAGGUCUGCCACCAUCGCGACGAGGUGACCUAGAGACCCUCCUUUUCAACCUCUUCCACUGGUUAUAUCGUGCUCGUCCCAACGCCUCGCAGGGUUCCUGUGCCGGUCUACCUUGGGAUACUUUCAUUGGUGGGCUUAAUGUCAUUUCAAACUCUAACUCCUACUCUCUGCUUUUAAUCCAUUUUCUUCUCUCAGAUACUGCAGUGCGCGCCAAUGUUUCGGCAGCAGUGCGGGACCGCGUAGUGCAGUCGAAGAUGGAGGCCAUGGACCCUGCCCACGCCUCCGCCCUUCCCGAUGCCGCCGGUCUUAGCCAUCAACCGGCUCUUAUAUCUCUGAUCCGCGCUGUGAGCGAAAUGGAAUACGCAGAGACUCCGAAUUACGAACUGUGCAGGGAUCUCUUGAGGGUGUUGACGAAGAACCUCACUACCGACGUCACCGUCGUUUCCGGGGUCUCAAACAGGCAUAAACAUAUCCUCGUUGAGGUAAACAGCAGGGAGGCGCACGACACGCAGUCCAAAAAGGUAUCGGACAGAUCUGAAAGUGUCGUGGCAAAGUCAAGUAGAAGAAGGCCAACUGCCAACCAGCCUCCGACUAGGAAGGCCAAGGAAGUGUGCAGCCCUUCAAACUCAAAGGCUGACGCUGAAAAGGGGGGAGAGAGCCUAUUAACACCGCCUUCCAAUACCACUCCAACCAUUGGCAUUCGCCUCCGCCCACCGGCCCGUCGCAGCACUCGCACUAGACGCGCGAUGAACCGUGUCUUUGAGCCAAGCGACGAAAGUAGCGACAAUGGUGAUGACAACGAUGAUUUCAUUCCUACGCCCAAACGACCCGAACGUCAACAGAAGCAGCAGCGCACACGAGGCAGACUAAUGGCGCCUGGGGUAGCAACACAGACAUCACCUCAACUGAUACGCCAACUGGAUCGCGAGGAGCGGAGACGGAACUUUUUCUGA